Neltuma alba is the source of this 2751-nucleotide messenger RNA. RefSeq names its product probable disease resistance protein At4g27220. Bases 1 to 2751 code for a protein of 916 amino acids. The transcript is spliced from 3 exons. Gene Ontology annotation, molecular function: ATP hydrolysis activity; ADP binding. Lineage: Eukaryota; Viridiplantae; Streptophyta; Magnoliopsida; Fabales; Fabaceae. The record is from RefSeq and is a predicted model, not a curated record.
AUGGAUACUAUUACUUGCGGUUUGGUUGAGAAGUUCCGAGACCUAGUGCUCGACCUAACUUGGGAGCAGCUUCUUUAUCUCAUUCACUAUCGCCGAAACAUUCGGCACUUCGAUGAACAACUUAAGGAACUCAACCUUAAGAGAUGCUCCAUACAGCAUCGAUUAGAUGAGGCUACAAACAAUUUAGAACAAAUUGCAGACGAAGUUGUUCAUUGGUUGCUCCAAGUAGAUGGGAUAUCAGUGAAAGUACGAAAGCUUCAAGAAAAGAGCCAGGCAAAAACAGAGUGUAGCAUAACUUCAUGUCCCAACCCUUGGCUACGCUAUAAACUAAGCAAAAAGGCAAAGGAGAUUGCACAAGAAGUUGUUGAAAUUUGUGGAAAGGGAAACUUUAACAGAGUUUCAUAUCAUAUUCCUCCCCCGUCAAUGCCAGAAUUAACGAACAGAGACAGCAAUGAAGGGAUUGAUUCAAGAGUACCGAUUAUGAAUCAAAUUAUGGAGGCAUUACGGAAUCCAAGUGUUAAUAUGAUUGGAUUGUGUGGGCUUGGGGGUGUUGGCAAGACCACCAUAGCUAGAGAGGUUGAAAAGAAGGUGAAGAAUCAAAAGAUGUUUGAAAAUGUGAUCAUGGCAAUCGUUUCCAAAGAACUGAACGUUGGGAAUAUUCAAGGCCAGCUUGCUGAGAAGCUGGGUAUGCAACUCAAUGAAAGAACUGAAGAUGUCAGAGCUUCUCGUUUGUGGGAGAGGUUGAAGAAAGAGAAGAAUAUGCUCCUAAUAUUGGAUGACCUUUGGGAGGAACUUGAUUUGCGCAAAGUUGGAAUUCCCUUUGUUGAUGUUGAAAAUUAUAGCAGAAAGAAUGAAGCUUGCAAAAUUUUACUAACUUCAAGGAAUAGAAGGCUGCUGUCAGAUCUCAUGAAAUGUCAAGAAAUUAUCGAAGUGGGUGUUUUGUUAAAGAAUGAAGCAGGGGAGUUGUUCAAGACGAUUGCCGAAUUUUCUAUUGAAUCAGGCAAUCCCAAUUUGAAACCUAUAGCGUAUGAGAUUGUUCAAAAGUGCGGAGGCCUGCCACUAGCGAUUGCUACAGCUGCCAAGGCAUUAAGGGGAAAAAAUCUAGAUGAGUGGAAAGAUUACCUUGCCCGAUGGAAAAAUCAUCUAAGGCGAAAUAACACAGGAAUCAAAGAAGUGGAUGCCUCUUUGAAAUUGAGCUAUGAUCUUCUAAGCCAAAUGAACAAAACUAUUUUCUUGCUUGCUGCCAUGUUAACCCAUGAUCCCUCAAUUGAAGACCUACUCAUGUACUCUGUGGGGUUAGAUAUUUUUCAAGGCAUAGAGAACAUGGAACAAGCCUAUGUUGAAAUCUCUUCUAUUGUAAGUAGGCUAAAAUCAUUAAACUUAUUUCUUGAUAGCAGCAUUUCUAGUCAUCAUGUUACAAUCCAUGACGUCUAUCGACAUAUUGCAAUAUCAGUUGCACCCCUUGAAUUACAUGCAUUCACUGUGCAGCAUAGAAGGUUGACAGAAUGGCCAGACAAAAAUUACAGGGGAAUUUGCUUACAAGAGAGUGACAUUAGUGAUCUUCCAGAAGAGUUGCAUGGUCCAAGAUUAGAAUUUUUUUUGCUAAAUAGCACCAAACAUGAUUUGGCGAUGCCCAGCACGUUUUUCAAAUCUUCGAAGGAGCUAAAAGUGUUGGCAUUUACCAAUGUGCAUUUUUCCUCACUGCCAUCACUCUGUUUCCUACAAAAACUAAAAACAUUGUGUCUACACUCUUGUUUGCUAGAAGAUAUAACUGAGGUUAGAAGCUUGAAGAAUUUGAAAGUUCUAAGCCUUGCUUACUCUAAAAUUCAAAGGCUAUCAGUUGAAUUAGCAGAGCUUACAUCUUUACAAAUGUUGAAUUUGGCACAUUGCUCUGAACUCAAAGUGAUUCGACGGAAACUCCUAUCUAACUUCAAAAAAUUGGAGGUUUUGUGGAUGGAAUACAGCUUUGACCAAUGGAAAGUUGAAGGAUCUAGCAAAGCUAAUGACAAUGCGAGUCUUGACGAGCUAAAGGAUUUGCCAAUCUCUUCUCUCAAUAUUUAUAUUCCCAAAGUCUCUAUGUUGCCGGAGAACUUGUUCUUAGAUAUGGAUUUGAAGAGGUACAGAAUACUCAUUGGAAGGCACUGGACACGGUGGGAAGUCAAUGAUGAAACUUCAAACAUAUUGGCACUUGAGCUUAAGAGUAAUAUCCAUUUGAAGCCUGGGGUUCGAAAGUUGAUGAAAGGAGCUGAAGAUUUGUAUUUAUAUGGAUGGCUUCAAAAUGUUCUUCACGGUCAUGAUGGAGGGGGAUUUCCACGUUUAAGGCAUCUCGAGAUUCAAAGUGGUAAUGAUAUAAAAUCCAAUGAAACUUUCAAAUCACUUUUCAACAAUAAGGUGUUGGUUCCAAAAUUAGAGAUAUUGCGAUUAUGUGGUUCAAUCGGUUUGAUUCCAUUAAUAUGGGAUGACCAACUUUCACACAACUCAUUUAGGAACUUGAAAACAUUGUUUGUGAAAAGUUGUGGCUUUGUGAAAUUGAUGCCCAUUCGUGUGCUGAAAUCUUUAAACAACUUGGAAGAACUAGAAGUUAGGGACUGUGACACGUUGGAGUUGGUGUUUGAUUUUGAAGACUUGAAUGAUUAUAAAGAGGUAGAGUCAUCAUCAGUGAUUGUGCCACUGAAAAAGUUAAAGCUUUAUCAAUUGCAAAAAUUGAAGAAUCCAAAGGCAUGCUUCGUGAUCUUGAAGAGCUUCGAAUAG